CCAUCUAACGACUGGCGAGAGAAACACGAACAUCAUGUCGGUAUGAGAAAUUCGACACAAUUCGAAAAUGUUUUAAGAGUGAUUAAUUAUUCACAUUCGUUGAAUUAUUAAGAUACGUUCUGACUAAUCGCACAAAUAUAUAACAUACACAAUAAUUAUACUCAUAUUUGGUAUUUUUAUUCUCAGGAAUAAAUAUUUUGUUGAAACUGUUGAGUUCGAAAAUUCUCAUACUCGUUGGCACGGCAACCACUACCCUCCUUGGAUAUGGAGGAUGUGAAAACAUUGAAACCUCCGCAGCCAAAACGCAAGAUAAAGAAUCAAGCGGAAUGGAAAAGGGAAAAGCGGAAACGUUCUAUUAUUGCUGGGGAGUCUCACUACAGCGUGAAAGGGGAAUUUGUGUCUCGGAAGGAAAUAGGUUCCGAUUGUAAAUGUAAGUUGAAAUGCUAUGAAAAGGUUGAUUGUAGAUUGAGGCAAAUGUUGUUUGAAGGAUAUUAUUCCUUAAAAAGUUACGAUGAACAGAAUGCUUAUUUAUUUGGUCUGAUUCGAAAGCAUGAUGUUAAAAGGAAGAAAAAUGUUAACUCUGACCGAAGGACUUGCACGUACAAAUAUUAUGUUAGAAAUCAAGGAAAAGAAAUACAAGUUUGUAAGAUGGCAUUUGCUCAUAUCCAUGCGAUUUCAUUUAGAAAAAUAAGGACACUAAGUGAGAAAUUGGAUCAAAACAUUCUCUACCCAAGAGAUGGCCGAGGAAAACAUGAUAAUCGUCCAACAAGGACGUCUCCAAAGGCAUUAGAAAUAAUAAGAAAGCACAUUUUAUAUAUUUUUAAGUCAGGAGAUUUUAAGAAGUUUAUUAAAGAAGACAAAACUCACAUUCUUGCUACAGAAGUGAAUGUUGCAAAACUUUAUUUACAUUUUCUACAGAUGUAUGAGCAAGGAGCUGUUGAUAAUUUGACAGGACAAUUGAAUCCAGGCUAUACACCUAAAGUGAAAAGUUGGUUGUAUCGCAAAGUCUUUCAUGAAGAAGUCAAGAACAAUAGUUUAUUUUUGAAAGGAAGAGCAAUUUCAUCUAUUGAAAUGGAAAUAAGAGGCAAGAAGUUGGCUUAUACGAAAUCAAACUGUUUGAAAAAUCAACCUCAAAAGGGUAGAAAGUUUUGUCGAAAAGUCACUAUCCCUGAAGUGACAUAUUCAUCAACUUGCCAGUCAAAUCCAACUUCAAACGUUUCUACUGAUCAUAUUGAUUCAAUAAAAAUAAAUAGUGCAGAAUUAAGUAAUAUGCAUUUUACGACUCUAAAGUCUUCAAGUGAUAUGUUUUGUAAUGAUACUGUUAAAACUUCUCUCAGAAUUUCUCCUAGUGUUAAUAACCCAUUAGUUUAUGAUAAGUUAGAAGAUUCCUUGAAACAGAAAUGUAAUAAAAUGUGUCAUAUAAGUUCAGUGAAUCAUGUAGAGGAAUGUAAUAAUUGUCCUACUUGGGAAACUGUUUACGACAAGAAGGGGACAGCAUUGGAUGCCGUAGAAAAAGGGUGUACGGCUUGUGAAGAAGAACAAUGUGAUGGAACAGUGGGAUAUGGUGGUAGCCCAGAUGAAAAUGGUGAAACUACUUUGGAUGCAAUGAUAAUGGAUGGAACAACAAUGAAUAUGGGAGCUGUUGCUGCACUUAGAAGAAUUAAAAAAGCCAUUUCUGUUGCAAGGCAUGUGUUACAUUACACUGACCAUUCAAUGUUGGCUGGCAGUCAGGCUACAGAAUUUGCUGUUCGCAUGGGCUUUAAAGAAGAAUCAUUGCAAACUGAGAUAUCUCGAGACAUGUGGCGCAAAUGGAAAGGCCAAAACUGUCAACCUAAUUUUUGGAUGAAUGUUUCACCAGAUCCUCGAAGUAAUUGUGGUCCGUACACUCCAAAUCCAACAACUUCUGUAACAAGUAAGGCAACCAACAAUGUGUUUGAUGAUAAAAAUCAUGAUACUAUAGGCAUGGUUGUAAUUGACAGAGAUGGCCAUAUAGCAGCAGGCACUUCUACAAAUGGAGCCAAACACAAAAUUCCUGGUUUUGUUGCAGUUGAAGAAAUGAGACGUGGAUCAACACCACAAAAAGCUGCAGAAGCUGCUAUACAUCGAAUUAUCCCACAUUACCCCAACUUUUCAGGUGCUGUAGUGACUAUACAUAAAGAUGGCGAAUAUGCUGCAGCUUGCCAUGGAAUGGACGAAUUCAAAUAUUCUGUUUGUAACCCAACUUUAGGAGAAGUCACUGUGCAUUCUGUCCCGUGUUUGAAAACUAAAUAAAACUUCAUUAGUUUGCUUUUAAUAUAAAUUGAGGAGGAAUCUGAAUUUUGAAUACAUUGAAUACUCUGUCUAAUGGAUUGUUGAAAAAAUGGCAAUUUAAAACAGCAUUUCCUGAAAAACAGACAGCUAUUGAAGAGAAUAUUGCUAAGUACAAUUUUAAAAACUUGGAUGUAAAAGGCAAGGAAAAAGGUUGGAUCACUUGCACAAAAUGCUAUAUUAACUAUCCAACAAUCUUGAGCAAUAAUGAAAUUUAAAAAUACUUCUUUGUGCAUUGGAUUCAUGCAUAAUAAGUCACUUGUAGGAACAAUUUGUAAAUUUUUAAUUCUGAAUAUAGUUGGAGUGGCUCCUUGCUCCUCAAAAGUUGAUAAUUAAUGAUUUGAGCUAGGUUUGCUUCUGUAUGUUGUCUUUGCUUCAUUUCUUUGUGGAAUAAUCAGGCUAAUAUUUGCAGAUUAUGUCUAUGAAAGCCUGAAUAGAUAAAUCGCCAUAAAAUUACACUUCAGUAAAUAUUGUAACAGAAAAAAGACCAAGUUAAUUUAGUUUAGAACCUAAAUUUUGAUACCAAAAUUAGGACAGAAAAUUUUUGAAGCAUCCAAAUUUCCAAACUACAAAUUUUGUAAAUGUAAUUCUUACAGAAUGAAUGUUGACAAAGGUAAAAGAAAGUUUAUUUUAUGAUACUUGUGUGCUGAAUGAUUUAUCAUUUUUCUGACUGAAAAGUUCCUGAUCUAAUCUCAAUCCUUUAUCCUUUGCAACCAACUCCAUCAAAAUCCACAAUAUUGCAAUUCUGAACAGGUCUUGCAUUUAGAAAAACGUUACAACAUAAUUGGUGUACUUCUGUUGCAACACAAAGUUUUAGACUGGAUUCAUGUAAUAAUGUUUAUUGUAAUAACAUGCGGAAAGAAACUUUUACAACUGGCUAUUUCAUAACUUUAAUAUUUUAUAGAUACGCUUAGUGGAAGAGAACAUGCAAUUCAAGAAAAGAACUGUACCUCCUGGGAGUCAUACUCUCCCCAACGAAUGUCCAUAAUCAUAAACACCUAGUAUCUUAAUAACUUGACUUUACGCAACAUGACUUCCAAGGAUUUAAAAAAUUGUCUCUAGUUAGCUAUGCCACCUCUUCCAAAAAUUCACACAAAGCAAUAUCUUCUUCCAUUCAUUAAAACUUUUUCACUUGGCAAAACACAUCUCCACAAAUUCUUUCAAGGUAAAUUGUCACUAAAACAGGCACAAGUCUUGCUCCAUUAUGAAGUAACGUUUUAUGAUACAAAGCCCCUAGGUUCACCUAGAGGAACUUAACAAUCCACUAUAUUUAGAAUGAACUUUUGAAGAUCCUUCCCAAUAUAAGAAAUUGUUUUGCUUUAAAGUAAUAUAUUAACACUUGAAUUUAGUAAAAUGCUGCCAUAUUUAAAUUCAUAUAACCACACGAAUUCUGAGUAAAACUGACUGACCCUGCAGGUAUAGUAACAACGCUAGAACACUGAAUACCUUGUGUAGGUCCUGAGACAUUUACUAUCGGACUUAGAACAUUGUUUUGAGUGGAAAAAGUAUGUAAAUUGAAUUGCAGAGCAUGUUGUGAUUGAUUAGCAGAAUCAGGUCCAGGUGGUAUUUGAGCAAUGUCUUGGAGACUUACAGGUAAAAUAUACAUGUCAGCACUUUGCCCAAUGUUAAUAUUUUGUAAAUCUGCAGCUGGAGUUUCAACAAGUGGUGGAACUGAAUCGAUGGGUAGAUCUGGUUCAACAACUUUCAUGCUAAUACAAGUGUCUUUUUCUCUGCUGAUCUUCUUGGGUGUUCUCUGCUUUCUUUCAGAUUUACUUCCCUGACUAUUUGAGGGUGCUUUUGAGAGUUCUUUCAUAUGCGAUUUCUUCUUGAAAGACGUCAAAUCAUUAAUUUUAAAUUCUUCAUGAAACACUUUACUAUACAACCAAUGUUUAACAAUGGGAACAUAUUUUUUCCUUUUAUUUAGUGUUUCAGAUGAAGUUUCAUUCUCAGUGCAAAAUUCAGAUUCUGCAGGUUGAUCUAGAAGCCCCAAAGAAUCAGCAACUGAAGCAAUUGGAUACUCAGACAAAUCCAUUGUGGUAGAAUAUGUAUGAUUAUGGUGCUCAUCAGUUAAUUCAGCAUCUGUGAAAUCUGCCAUAAGUUGACACUCUGUUUCUAUAUUCAUUCCAUUAGCAUCUUUAGAAAUAUCAAUUUCAUCUUUCUCAGAAAACAUGUCCUUGUAGUUGGGGUCAUGUUUUGCUAAGUAAUCUUUCCACAUUUUCGUAAUGUUCAAAUCAGGCCCACUGUGUUUUUCUUCACGCAAGAAGCCACAAACUUGAUCAGAACUUAUGAUAGAAUAUAUAUGAUCCUUAAUUUGACUCAAGGUGUCUUCAGGUAUUUUACGGGGCCUGUUACUGUGUUUACCUCUGCCAUCCCGGGGGAACAUUACAUUUUGAUCUUGUUUCUGACACAAAAUUCUUAUCUUAUGAGGAGAUAUACCAUGAAUAUGAGCAAAAGCUAAUCUGCAUAUCUGAACUUCUUUACCACGUAUUCGUACAUAAUAUUUGUAACUACAUGUUCGCCUGUCACUUUCCUUGCACCUUUUACGAGCAAUGUCAUGCUUCCUUAUAAGGCCGAAUAGAUAUGCAUUUUGUUCGUCAUGACUAUUCAACGAAUAGUAUCCAUCAAAUAACUUAUUUCUCUGGUCUUCUGGCACAAGACUGUAACACUUCCUGCGGCAUUUGCAAUCUUCCCCAAUUUUCCGUUCGUUAACGACGUCACCUCUGCUAUUUACGUACUCUUUGCCAGCAAUUCGAAGCCGCUUCCUUUUCUCACGUUUCCACUCCGACGGAUUCCUCGCUCUUUUCUUGGAUUGCUUCUUUUGAUUUCCACUUUCCUUUUCAUCCAUUACCCUCAAUUUAAGUCGGUAAUUAUUUCCUUAUAUUAUAAACCACAUGCAAUACUCUACAUCAUAUACAUCAAUUUGUAACGUCAGUAUUUGUCACUUGCCGUUUAUCGCGUGCGCAAUUCUUGCAUCGAAUUUCUUUUGAGUUGUGUGCCAAUGUUACAGAUCAACAGAACAGAGCUCUUGUUACAAACCGCUACCCAACAAUUUUCGUAAUUAAAUAUAUUAUAUCAAAGCUUGAAGCUGUAAAGUUCAAGCCUAUAAUUGCGUGAAAAGGCAUUUAAAUACUCUAUAGAUUUAGGAAUUUUUUUCCAUGAGAGUAUUGCGUAAUAUAUAAGGCCUUCGUUCAACAUUUGUCAUAUUGGCUAACCGUAACUGAUCUCACGCAGUGUAUCAUGGAGUACGUACAGUGAACGAAAAAUCAAAAUAAUUUUCUGUACAAAGAAUUUGCACUUCCAUGUGAUUCAUUCCAACCAUCUGACAGCGUUGUCCUCUCCUCAGGUGUCGUCACUGAGAAGGGGCGGUGAAAUUGCGAGCUAUAAGCACUAUCACAGGAAAAAUUAGCCUUGAAAAAAUGUUUUGAACUUCAAACAACACAGUGUUCUCUAUGAUGAAGGCCUUUAUCUCCAAAUCAAAUGGAAAAUGUGUUGUAAACUAAUACUUGUAAAAGACUAACAAUUUUCUGAGUAAAUGCUGUUUUUGUAUUGCUAAUAAAAAAACUGCCUGCACCAUAGACAUACUUCCUGAGUCUCCUGUUUAAAAUAAUCAGAUUGGUUCUGUUAUCAGUUGGAGAAGCUUCAGGUCCAUUUGUGAGCAUAUCUAACUGUAAACUAAAUUUACCCUGAGACAUCAAUGAUGCCAUGUCUUCCCACAAAUAUUAAAUAAUUAACCUGUAUAAUCUCAUAGACUAGUAUGUAGAUGGAGGGUUAAAAUAAGAUUAUAUGCACUAAAUUGUGUAAUAAAAGUAACACACAUGCAUAUGUUUGUGUCUACAUGCCUGUUUAUUUUUUAUUUCCCAAAUCGACUAAACACCUACUUAAAAACAUUAGUGAUGUAAGAAUGCAAUAAAUAUUAAUAUUAAAUUGAUAUUUUUUAUUUUAUUGUACAGUGCAAAAUGCCUUUAGAAUGGCUCUUUGGAAAGCGCAUGACUCCAGAGGAGAUGUUGAGAAAAAACCAACGUGCCUUAAACAAGGCUAUGAGAGAUCUGGAUCGUGAAAGAAUGCGAAUGGAACAACAAGAAAAGAAAAUUAUUGCAGAUAUAAAGAAACUUGCCAAAGAGGGACAAAUGGAUGCUGUUAAAAUUAUGGCAAAAGAUUUGGUCAGAACACGUCGUUAUGUCAAAAAGUUCAUGCUAAUGAAAGCAAAUAUUCAAGCUGUGUCUUUGAAGAUUCAAACAUUGCGAUCACAAAAUGCAAUGGCUGAAGCAAUGAAGGGUGUCACAAGAGCAAUGCAAAACAUGAAUAGGCAAUUAAAUCUUCCUCAAAUUCAGCGUAUCCUUCAAGAAUUUGAGAAACAAUCUGAAAUAAUGGAUAUGAAAGAAGAAAUGAUGAAUGAUGCUAUUGAUGAUGCAAUGGAGGAUGAAGGAGAUGAAGAAGAAAGUGAUGCUGUAGUGUCUCAAGUUUUGGAUGAGCUUGGUCUUCAACUUACUGAUCAACUGUCUGGCCUGCCCCAGGCAUCAGGUUCUCUAGCAGCAUCUACAGCUAAAACGCCAGCAGCUGCGGCGGCUGCGGGUGGGGCUGGUAGUCCUGCUAUAGAUGCAGAUGCAGAUCUUCAGGCUCGGUUGGACAACUUAAGAAGGAAGUAAACAUGUCCUGAAAAGACUUAUCUGGUAUUAUUGGCCUUUGUACAGUACUGUUCUGUGAAAAUGGUUGUUGAGGUUUGUAUUCUUUAUCCGUCUGAGCUUAGCAAGUGUGAUAUGAUGUGCUGUCAAAGUUUACACCUGUUAAUUGGUCAUUGGUCAAGAAAAGUAAUUUAAUUUGAUGAUUUUGACUAUUAUUUGAUUGUAAAGACUUCGUUUCCAGUAUUGAUUGGAUUACUCACUGAAGAAACUGGUUGAAAGUUCUCCAGUGAUUUAUAAAGCUUGUAUGAAAAUUACUGAAAUGUAUUUUAUGUACUCCUAAAUAGUUUUGGAACAUGCCUCUGUAUAUACAUUGAUAUACAAUAUAUAUAGCUGAUUUUGUUUAUAUUUUAUAACCUGUUAUAUUAGAUUUAUUUUGAUAAUAUUUUAGUGAAUUUGUAUUGAUUGUAUAUUGUAAAUUUACACAUAGCCUUUAAUUCCUUCUAUUCCCCAACUGUUACCCAACCAUAACAAAAUUAAAAUAUUUACAAUACAUUUAUCUUUAUUCUAUAUAGUGGUGACAUUGAACAAUAUUCUCAUAUUGAAUAUUUUGUUAACUUCUGAACUGUUCUGUUAAAAGUUUUCUUUGAUUUUAAAAUAUAUAGUUGGCCUUGAAUGUACUGCAAAAGUGAAAAUGCAGAUUUCUAAUGGACAGUCAUUUAUUUUUAAUUCCAUAACAAUUGUUUUCUCUAUCUUUGGAAAAAGAUAUUAAAGGUUAAAUUGUUAUCUUUGAUACUUCUUUUUAGUUACUACACAAAGAGGAAUUUACAAAGGUAUCAUAAAAGUAGAAUUUCUGAAUACCAAUUGUUUUUAUUUUGCACCUACAAUUGCAAAGUGUAUUAUAACUUUUCAAUUCUUAAUAAAAUAUACUUAACGUAUAAGUGCUUCAUAUCUUAAUAGUAAUUAAAUAAUUAAGAAAGAUUUUGGGAGAGACGUGACU
Molecule: messenger RNA, 7926 nt
Organism: Gryllus bimaculatus (two-spotted cricket)
Lineage: Eukaryota; Metazoa; Arthropoda; Insecta; Orthoptera; Gryllidae
Source: the annotation of a GenBank genome assembly